AUGAAAAGAAGAGAGCGUAGUUGGAUGUAUGAUAGACUCGACGGGCGCAAUCUUAAGCCCGACUUUCUCAAGGGGGUUGGAGAGUUCAUUCAGUUUUGCAAAGAGCAUCCAACAUGCAAUGAUGGUGACAAAAUAAGAUGCCCAUGCCCCUCGUGUGAUAACAGGCGUUUUCAUGAUACCGAAACAGUUAGAGUACAUUUGUACAAGAAGGGGUUUGUUCGUAAUUACUAUCAAUGGAUAUGUCAAGGGGAAAGCUUAGUAGAGUCCUCGCGUGUUCAGCCAAAUCAAUAUCGGGAUAUGGUUAUUGAUGCUCUUGGAAAUAAUCAAGAGCAUUUGGUGAAUGAAGAGGGUAAUUCAGUUGAAGAAGAACCAAAUGAUGAAGCUAAGAAGUUUAUAGACCUUCUAAAGGCAGCUGGAGAUCCAUUAUAUGAAGGGAGCAAAUUCUCUGUGUUGGAGAUGGCAUCAAGAAUUGCAAGUUUGAAAUGUGAAUUCAACUUACAACACAGGUGUGUGGAUGGGUUUGCAUCUUUGAUGAAUGAUGCGAUUCCAAAUAACAACCAAAUGGGUAGAACUUUCAAUAGCACAAAGAAGGUUCUUGAGGGCUUGGAACUUCCUCAUGAGAGGAUCCACACAUGCCCUAAAGGUUGUUUGCUCUUCUGGAAAGGCGAUGCACAGUUAGAUAAAUGUAGAGUAUGCGGAAGUGAUCGGUAUAAGAAGACUGCAAAGGGUAAGCUUAUUCCAGCAAAAGUUCUAAUCUAUUUCCCAAUCACACCGAGGUUGCAAAGGUUGUAUGCUACCAAGAACAUUUCGGAGGAUAUGACUUGGCAUGCCAAGAAUCCCCGAGUUCAAAACACCUUCGCACAUCCUAGUGAUAGUCAAGCGUGGAAGCACUUGGAUACAACCUUUCCUAAUUUCGCAUCAGAGCCACGAAAUGUCAGGCUUGGUUUGUGCACGGAUGGAUUUGCCCCCCAUGGUAAAUUUGGAUCCCAAUAUUCAUGUUGGCCAGUUAUUCUUACACCAUACAACUUGCCUCCAUCGAUGUGUAUGAAAAGACCAUUCAUGUUCCUUUCUUUGCUCGUUCCCGGUCCUAAAAAUCCUAAAGGAAACUUGGAUGUGUACAUGCAACCACUCAUUGAAGAGUUGAAACAGUUAUGGGAGGUUGGGGCUAUGACUUAUGACAUCUCAAGCAAGCAGAAUUUCAACCUCCGCGCAGCCCUUUUGUGGACUAUUAGUGAUUUUCCUGCAUAUGGAAUGCUAUCUGGAUGGUCCACGGCCGGAAAGAAGGCUUGCCCUUAUUGUAUGGAUAAAAGCAAGGCAUUUUGGCUUGAACAUGGAGGUAAAGUUUCAUGGUUUGAUUGCCAUCGACAAUUCCUUCCACAUGAUCACCCUUUUCGAAAGAAUAAAACAGCUUUAUGCAAAAACAAAGUUGAAAAUGGCAUGGGUCCGCAUAUAAUGUGUGGAGAAGAAUUGUGGCAAUGUGUGAAGGACUUGCCUAAAGCAACUGAUGGUCCUGAAGCUCUUAAGAAGUUGAAGAGUGCCAAAAUGGGUUGGUUCAAACAAAGUAUUCUAUGGGAACUCCCAUAUUGA
Spinacia oleracea (spinach) is the source of this 1587-nucleotide messenger RNA. RefSeq lists its product as uncharacterized. Bases 1 to 1587 code for a protein of 528 amino acids. The record is from RefSeq and is a predicted model, not a curated record. Lineage: Eukaryota; Viridiplantae; Streptophyta; Magnoliopsida; Caryophyllales; Amaranthaceae. The transcript has a single exon.